AUGGCUUCCUCAUCUUCUGGAGCUCCGGCUUCCACUUCUUUAUUCGAAACCCUUACCCAAACACUAGGUCUUUCACCUAAUCCAAAAUCAAAAAAAUCAAAAAAUACCAUCCACCAAACCCCUUCCAACGAAUCCACGAUCAACACCAACAAUCCAAAAACAGACACAACCAAUAAAAAACUCAAAAAAAGACAUGAUCCUUAUGAACUCCCAAAUAUAGCAACAACAUCCAAACAAGACAAACGCAUAACACGCAGCAUGACUAAACCUAAUAAAGACCAAAAUGUCUUAGAUGAUACACUAAUGGAUGAUCUCAUCAGUAAUCCAUCUGAAGAUGAAACAUAUCACAUCAACACAUCCAAAAAUGAUUCUCUAUUUAUUAUCAGUGACAAAUCACAAUUCACCAUCAAUAUAAACAACAAACAAACAACAUCCAGAUCUAUCGAUGAUGAAAUGCAUGACAUAGUUGACGAAAUACAUGACAUAGUUGAUAAUUCAGACGCUCAAACAUCUGAACACGAUGACAUCACUCAAAAAUCGAU
Messenger RNA from Ambispora gerdemannii, 542 nucleotides. The record is from the annotation of a GenBank genome assembly. Lineage: Eukaryota; Fungi; Glomeromycota; Glomeromycetes; Archaeosporales; Ambisporaceae.